AUGCUCUCUCCGACUCGGCGAAGUAACGUUAGAUGGGCAUCAGGCAUUCAAGGCACGCCUUGGCAGCCCAACAGCCUCGGCCGCAUGCUUUUUCAGCUUUGGAAGCAGCUGCAAUGUCGCCCCAACGGUCUGUUUGACUACCGAAGGAUCCGCCAUGAUCAUUUGGUUCCAUCUACGAAGACAAGAGUCGAGCCGCUCGAAACAGAUGCGGUUGACACCAUGGAGUCUGGGUUUAACAGCACAAAUACAGGAACACACAGCGAGGUCUCAAGGAAACCAAUGGGGAAAAGGGAAACAAGCCUGGAGACGCCUAAAUCUAUCCACUCGAUUCUGGAAACACAGCUAGCUAAUGAAGUCCUGCUGAGACGAUUCACCGAGCAUGUACUGGACGUACGGCAGGAAGAACUCGAAACGCAGGAGGCGGAAAACAAGAAGUUACUGAAGAAACUCGAGACGCUCAAGAAAGAGCUUUCUGAUGCGCAAUGCCAGCUCAUCGAGUCUCGAAGCCAGUCCAAGGCCAAGUCGAAACAAUUACAACAAGCCAAAGACCAGAUUUUCCGUCUACAGCCGAAGCGGAAAGACAUGACGGAGUCUGAAGCCCAGCAGGCGUACAAGAUGCUCUGCGGAAAUGUGCAGCGGUGGGUUGGGAACCGUCUGGGUCCCAUUCUGGACGAUAUGGAAACCGGACGCUUGCGACAAGUACCGAGCGGCUCGGCAGCGAGACUCGCGCCUCUCAUCAGAGAGCCGGCAAAACGCUGCAUUUCCGUGGACAUGUCAGACGAGCACCAUGUCAUCGCCAUCAUCAUGUAUUACCUCUGGAUAGAACUCUUUGCCAAAUCAUUCUACUGUCCGCUGGACGACACUGUCGACGACGCUACGGUGACGUGGAUUGACGAGGUUGAAGCGGCCAUGUCGAAGCUGCCGAGGGAUGCUGCUCACUGCCGCGAAUGGAGAAGCGAGACCCUCACGGCGUUGACGAAAGAGUCGCUCUUCAAAUCUCGAAGGUCGGCUUUCAUCAGCCUCGUCUCCGAGGAGCUCGCCUCAAAGAUGUCCAUCCUGGUUCCCAAGAUGUCUCCUGCGGAGCUUCGCAGCUCGCUGCGCAGGACGAUUGUAGAACCAGCAGCCGACUUGGCACAUGCGCUCGACCUUGCGUCCAAUAUUUACUCUCUUAAAUGGCCAGCCCGGAACGCAAGCACACGGCUUGAGGUGUACGAGUGCACUCACCUCAGCGAUGGCCUCAUCCUCGACCUUGGCGGUACUGGGCCGAAUUCCUCCGCCCGACGCAACGUCACUUAUCUGUUUGACCUGGCCCCUGGGCUAUUUGUCGAGAGGAUCGAGGGGGGAAGGAAAGCUCCUCUAAGAGCGAUAUGCAGACCCAAGGUACUGGUGCAUGCAGGAAUCGAGGAAGUGCCUAGGGAUGCGACGUUGAUGAAAUGGCUCUGCGACGGCUCGAACCUGUCUGGAUCACAUGACGGCUUGCCACGGACAGCAGCGCAAAGGAGUAAGAUUCCCAUCAUCCCUUUCCGCCCAUCCAAUCUCUGA
Molecule: messenger RNA, 1542 nt
Organism: Drechmeria coniospora
Lineage: Eukaryota; Fungi; Ascomycota; Sordariomycetes; Hypocreales; Ophiocordycipitaceae
Exons: 2
Coding region: 1-1542 (513 amino acids)
Source: RefSeq, a predicted model, not a curated record